Anastrepha obliqua is the source of this 5806-nucleotide messenger RNA. Its product is annotated as phospholipid-transporting ATPase VB. NCBI's taxonomy places the organism in Eukaryota, Metazoa, Arthropoda, Insecta, Diptera, Tephritidae. Gene Ontology annotation, biological process: phospholipid translocation. Gene Ontology annotation, molecular function: ATP hydrolysis activity; magnesium ion binding; ATP binding. The coding region runs from base 843 to 5387 and encodes 1514 amino acids. The transcript is spliced from 17 exons. The record is from RefSeq and is a predicted model, not a curated record. Gene Ontology annotation, cellular component: plasma membrane.
GAUGUUUUGGUCGUGUGCCUUUUUAUUGAGACGAAGUUUAAAAGACGAUGAAAUUAUCUUCAAAACAAGUAUUCGUGAAAUUCAGUAAAAUAAUAAAAUAAAAUUUACAUUACCUAUUAGUAGAUUUUAAAGUGAGAGAUUUAUUAAAAUUAAUUAAAGCUGAAUAUAGUUUGAAAACAGUUGCUGUUUCGAUGUUGAUGGUGUGUGUUGCGUUUUGCUAUAUUAUAUGCGGGAGUGUGUCUUAUAUAUAUGUUUAUAUUGUUGUCAUUAAAAAGGGGAGAAAUGCAGUGGAAUGCAAUUUAAGACACAAAAAAGUAACAAGUUCGAUUGUUUUACCGCUGAGGCCGUCCAUUAGCUAAUAUAGUGACGUUUGUGUUCAAUUAAAAUACUAAUUAACCCCAGGCAAUGCAAAAAAUAUAAUUAACGAAAAAUCGUGCGUAAACCAAGAAGUGCAAUUAUUUAGAGUGAAAAAAUGUGUAAUUUGAUUGAAAUUUGAAUAAUUUUAAGUGAAUGCAUGUGUAUUUUGCUUUCAAAUAGGCAUACAGAGAAAAAAUCAUUGGAGUUCAGCUUAAUAAAGUUCACAUACGCGAACAAAGGUAGAAUUAGUGGAGUUCGAACAAUUUCAUUAAUUGCGAAAUUUCGAUUUUGCUUGCGUUGACAACACGAAUACCCGAAAGAACAGACGCUUUGUGUGUAAAUUCGUGACUGAAUAAAAGAAUCCUAACAGAUGGCACUAUCAGUUUACUUAAGUUAUUUAUAACCAUAUUUUUAGUUGUGUUGCUGAUACGAAUAGCUGUUAAUUGUGAAAAGAGUCUUGCACACACACAUGGUGUCUUGCAAAUAUGCCUUUAGCGAAUACCGAAGAGUUGCGGCGAAAGUUUACUGUUGUUCAGCAACAGCGCUCGGCCCCGCCAACAUUGCCGAUGCCAAACUUUGCGUUGACGCCCAGCAGUACUACGGCAUACGAUCCUCUAGAUACAACCAUCACAACAUCGAUGAUGGUUCAUACGACGCAAACAGUUCCUUUGCAGGAACCCGAACGUACCUACAUAUUUCCUGGAACACUAAAUAUUGGCGGUAGCCUUGGAGCAAGUGUUAUCGGUAGUAUGGUGUCAGGUAUUCCCGGUGUUGCUGUUGUGUCUGCGCCAUCGCACAGCCUCAGCGUGGGAACGGCUACCCGCGGCCAUAUACGAUCUGUGAGUCAUGGCGGCGGUGCUAUUGUAGGGCCAAGUGGUCGGCCAAUAAAAUCAGCUAUGAAAGGACAUCAGCGUGCUUUCUCACAGGGUCAAAUUACAGAUUCACCAGGUGCACCUGGUGCAUCGCGUGGUCAUAGUCGUGUUGGUUCGAAAACUGAUUUCAUCCUACCACCUGGUCACAAGGAGGAAUCAGAAGCACGCGAAUUCGGGCCAUCUGUUGUAUCGUCAGCGGGUGGACGCGGUCAUUCGCGGCAGGCAUCACGCUCUGAAUCCAUAUACACUCUUCGUCGCUCCGAAACGCCACCUUGGUGGAAGCGUAUAACUGUAUGUCAUUCCGAGAAAUUGGAGGAGCGAAGCUAUCGUAUUGUCGUACCCAACCACACUAUUCCUCCAAAGACUCCGAAACGAGAUCACCCAAAUGGAGAUUUUGUGGGUAAUAAGAUACGUACCACAAAGUAUACGCUGCUCUCGUUUGUGCCUAAAAAUUUACUUGAACAAUUCCAUCGUGUUGCGAAUUUAUACUUUAUUUUUAUUGUAUUGCUGAAUUGGUUUCCGGCGAUAAAUGCGUUCGGUAAGGAGGUUGCUAUGAUUCCGGUUCUCUUCGUGCUCGGCGUGACGGCAGUCAAAGACUUAUUUGAAGAUCGACGACGUCGCUUCUCCGACAAACGAAUCAAUAACACUACAUGUCGAGUGUAUGAUGGUGAAACGGAGCGCUACAAAAAGAUUAAGUGGCAAGAUGUUCAUGUUGGCGACCUAGUACAUUUAUCUAACAAUGAAACCGUACCAGCAGACAUACUGCUUCUACGGACAAGCGACUCACACGGUGCCUGUUAUAUUGACACUUGUGAUUUAGAUGGUGAAACGAAUCUUAAACGAAGAGAAGUUGUGCGUGGUUUUACAGAUAAACAGACAAUAUUCACGCCUAGUAAAUUUGUGAGUCGAGUCGAAGCUGAUGCGCCCACAACAAAACUUUACAGAUUCCAUGGGGCCUUAAUACAUCCAUCUGGAGAGCGUAUACCCAUUGCCACGGAAAAUUUGCUGCUUAGAGAAAGCCGUCUGAAGAAUACUGAUUUCGUUGAAGGCAUAGUGGUAUAUGCGGGCCACGAAACGAAAUCAAUGCUGAACAACAGUGGCCCACGUUACAAGCGCUCUCAAGUCGAACAACAGAUGAAUAUUGAUGUUAUAUGGUGUGUGAUAAUUUUGUUGAUAUUGUGCAUUAUUGGUGCCGUUGGUUGCAAAAUGUGGUUGAGCUCUUUUGAACAUUUCCCUGUACCAUAUCUACCUUUUGACGUUAAUCCCAGCUACGAAGGUCUUUUGACUUUCUGGACGUACAUUAUCAUAUUGCAGGUGAUGAUUCCAUUGUCGUUGUAUGUCACAAUUGAACUAUGCAAAAUCCUUCAAGUCUAUCACAUACACAACAACAUCGAUUUGUAUGAUCAGGAUACAAACAAAAAAACCGAAUGCCGCGCGAUGAAUAUCACAGAAGAAUUGGGACAAGUACAGCAUAUUUUUUCAGAUAAGACAGGAACACUGACUGAAAAUAAAAUGCUGUUUCGACGAUGUGUUGUCAAUGGCAUAGACUAUAAUCAUCCACCUUCUGAGCUGGAACAAUUACAUUCAAAGCCAGGAUCACCUGCACCACCGCUUAUAACUAAUUCCACACUAAUUAGUGAUAUGCUAGAAGUAAUAAACUCGGGUCAGUAUUUAUCACCGAAUGCGCAGCGGCUUCAAGAGUUUCUUUUGGUGUUGGCAAUUUGCAAUACGGUGAUUGUAAGUGCUACACCGCAUCAUGAUUUGAUGAAUGCUAGUGGCAUAAUUGAAGUUCAAGAUGCAAGCAAUAGUGAUUCGAAAGGUGGAAAAGACAAUCAUAUUCCCCUCCAAAACAUAACUCAAACAGAUUCAUCUUCAUCAUCGAUAGCGAAUAAUAAUUUAGCACUUGCUGUACCGGCUGAUCGUUACACACGAUUAGCCGAAUCACGUUCCGUAACGCCAUCGCCGCCUCCGAACGUCGGUUAUGUUUUGCCAACACAAAUACAUAUACCAUCUUUGUCACCAAUAAGCAGCUCCGCAGAGACUACGCCUACUUCUGAUUCACCUCCAAUGAAAAUUAAGUCAUUCUCAAAUAGCAUAUCACCAACGGGCCGAGCGAAAGCUGUAAUCAAUUCAAAAAUAACAAGUCUUACCUCUUUUCUAAAUGUAAAAGCACAAGCAAAAAAAUUUUCCAACAAGAUAAAUCAAGCAAAGAGUCGACAAACAUUCAAAACAGCCGAUGGAAGACCAUUGUAUGAAGCCGAAAGUCCAGAUGAGCUUGCGCUGGUGAAUGCUGCUUACAGCUACGACUGUUGCUUGGUCAACCGGAGCCCGAAUCACAUAUUAGUAAGCAUUCCAAACUCAGGUAUGGUGGAGUAUGAGGUGCUAAAGAUUUUACCCUUCGAUUCGAGUCGCAAGUGCAUGUCAAUCGUUGUGCGGCGCACUGGAACACAAGAAAUUAUACUUUAUGCAAAGGGCGCCGACAGCUCUAUUAUGCCUGUUUUAGUGCCAUGCCCGCCAAACACUCCGGAAGGUCUAAUGCGAGAAAAGGCGCAACAACAAUUGGAUCGUUACGCGCGAGAAGGCUUGCGCAUAUUGGUGAUGGCAAAGCGUAUACUCAAUCCCUCAGAGUACACCGAAUGGUGGGCACGACAUCAAGAAAUUGAAAUGUCAUUGGAGAAUAGAGAACGACGUAUCCGAGAUUCGUUUGCCAAGCUAGAGUCUAAUCUGACCUUGUUAGGUGCUACAGGCAUUGAGGAUCGUUUGCAAGAUGGCGUUCCGGAAACGAUAGCUUCUAUGCUUUCAGCUGGAAUAUCGCUGUGGGUGCUAACUGGUGAUAAGCCGGAAACAGCAAUAAACGUUGCUUAUUCGGCAAAAUUGUUCACGCAACAGAUGGAAUUAAUACGCCUGACGGCCCGUUCUCGUGAUGCUGCCGAAAGUGCAAUUAAUUUCUACUUAGCCGAGCUGGACAACAGCAAGUCAUCGUAUGAUACUCGAUUGAAACCACGAGCUCUGGUUGUUGACGGCAAAACACUUACAUUUAUCCUGGAUUUGCGUUCAAAACUUAUUAGACCCUUCCUGAGACUAGCAAACAGUUGCGCAUCUGUUUUAUGUUGCCGCUCGACGCCUCUACAGAAAGCCUAUCUGGUGAAAGUAGUAAAAGAAGAGUUACGUCUCUGUACUUUAGCAAUCGGUGAUGGCGCAAAUGACGUCUCAAUGAUACAGAUGGCUGAUGUAGGCGUUGGUAUCUCCGGUCAGGAGGGUAUGCAGGCAGUAAUGGCAGCGGAUUUCACAUUGUCGCGCUUUCGUUAUUUGGAGCCCUUAUUGUUAACACACGGUUACUGGUGUUACGAUCGCUUGUCACGCAUGAUUCUUUAUUUCUUUUACAAAAAUGCUGCGUUUGUGUUCUUAAUAUUUUGGUACCAACUGUACUGCGGCUUUUCUGGUUCUGUUAUGAUGGAUCAAAUGUAUUUGAUGUUGUAUAAUUUAAUAUUUACAUCUUUGCCGCCCCUUGCCAUUGGCGUCUAUGACAAACGUGUGCCUGAAGAUUUUCUAUUACGAAAUUGUUAUUUGUACAAACAUAGUCGAUUGGGUCUAGCCUAUAAACCACAUGACUUCUGGAUAGUACUUUUAGACGCACUAUACCAAAGCUUAGUGAUAUUUUUCAUGGCUUUGUGUGCAUAUGCCGAAUCGGAUAUUGGAAUUUGGGAGUUUGGGGCAACGAUAACGGCUUCCUGUUUAUAUACGAAUUUAGUUCAUGGUGCACUGGAAAUAAGAUCAUGGACCAUAUUACAUGCGCUCUCUAUUAUCAUAAGUCUUGGUUCAUUCUACGCUUUCUCUAUUAUUUACAACUCAACAUGUGUUAACUGCUUUGGAUUACCUUCUACUUAUUGGGUGAUAUUUCGUUGUUUUGGCUCUACGAUACAUUGGCUCGUGAUACUCAUAUCAGCAUUGGUGGCCGUUUUACCGCGGCUACUAUUCAUAACUAUUAAAAAUUCACUGUUUCCUGAUGAUAGUGAAAAAAUUUUGCUGCAAAGGCAAAAAGACCGCAGUAGAGGUGAGGCUUUGUUAGUUGCUUGGUCAAGGUCUACAUCAGCUUCAUCAAUUUAUAGAAUCGCCGAUUAUGGGUCUAAGAAUCAAAUUAUAACGUCUAUUGCUUGAUUACAGAACUUAUUUAUGACGCGGAUUUAAAUGGACCAAGGACUAUCACCUCAGCAGCAUUCCCUAAAACAUCAUCAUCGUGCUACAGUACAGAUCAGUUUUUAGACAACAAUCAUCGAACGAACCGACAACAUAUUUUGUAAACACAUAAAAUGGUAUGAUAGUGAAAGAUCAGUUCGGGAGUGUAUGCAUGUGUACGUGUGUCUGACUGAAUUAGUUAAGCAAUAAAUUUAUUAAUAGGUUUUAAGUUCGUUUAAAGCCGUAUUAUGAUAUUAGCCUAAGGCUAGUUUAUUGCUAGUUCGCCUGUAUUUAAAGCACUUAUUUAAGUUUUUGUAGCUACUUUCUAUUAUACUUUCCUAGGAAAAGUUUGUAUUGCAUAAUAUAAAUUCAAUAUUAAAUACAUUGUAUUAAAACUUCAA